Messenger RNA from Aaosphaeria arxii CBS 175.79, 1314 nucleotides. Its product is annotated as glycosyltransferase family 1 protein. The record is from RefSeq and is a predicted model, not a curated record. The transcript has 2 exons. Bases 1 to 1314 code for a protein of 437 amino acids. Gene Ontology annotation, molecular function: glycosyltransferase activity. NCBI's taxonomy places the organism in Eukaryota, Fungi, Ascomycota, Dothideomycetes, Pleosporales.
AUGGCACCUUCGGAUCUUCAUAUGGUCGUCAGCGUUGCUUUUCAGGAUGCUGGCGACACAACGCGAGCAAUCGCUAUGGCCAUAGCAUUCCGGGAUAGUUGCCCACCAGGGCUUGAUCUCAAGAUAACCUUCCUGUCGUGCGGAAGUCGAUUCGAACACCUCAUCACAAAUGCUGGCUUUCCCAUUGCGGCCGCUCAGCCACGAGUAAAAGGUAUCAGCGUUGCACACGACCUUGGAUGGGACUUCCCCGAAUUCUUUGGCUCGAAAGAGAUCGCACAAACAUUCAUUGAAGGGCAGCUCGCAGCACUGCGCGAACUGCAGCCUGAUGUCGUGUUUCAUGGCAUGUGGGCUCCGGCAAGCCUUGCAGCACGCAUGCUAGGCAUGCGAACUAUCAACUUCCUUCCGGUGCCAUUGCAUCCUGGCAGUUUUGGAAAUGGACUGAUUAGAGAUCUCCCCGACAUGAUGCCACUCUUCACAAGAUUACCUCGACCAGCUCGACAGCGACUCGCAUAUUGGGCCAGCGGCUUAAUGCUGAAGGCCCCAAUAUUCCACCAGAAGAGACUCGGGGCUGCCGCUGCAGCAUGCGGUUGGCCAAUCAAAGGUCCUAUUUCGCUAUUCGACAUGAACAUGGCUGAUCUGAACAUCGUCAACGAUCACCCCAUUUUCCAUGCAGACUAUGCUCAUAGACUUCCGGAGAACAUUGUCAUUGCGGGUCCGUUGUACGCAAAGAACGAACAAGAGCUUGAUGCUGAUAUCGCGGCACACAUGAAGCAGGGGUCGGGCCCCGCCAUUCUCGUUGCGAUGGGUAGCUCUGGGACGGAAGAUUGGAUUUUCGAGGCCAUCAAAGCAUUCAAAAUGUCCAAGGACGACGAUUGGAAUGUCGUGGUGCUCGCAUCGCCUUCAAUAUGUAAUGUCGAGGACGCUCGCAAGGUGGCCGCUGGCGAUAAACGAAUCUUAGUGACAGAUCGAUUCAUUCCGGCACCAGCAGCAAACAAGUUGGCCGAUGUUGUUGUGAUCCAUGGCGGCCAAGGUACCGUACAGACUGCUGUCGCAGCAGGUAAACCAGUUGUCGGUGUCGCGCUGCAGAUCGAACAGCAGACCAAUCUCGACAACGUCAUGAACGCCGGAGCUGGUAUCCGAAUUCAAAGACAGUUCUGGAAGGCCAAAGCAAUCAGGCAAGCAGUAAAGACCAUCUUGAAUGACCCGAACUACACGGCCAAUGCGAGGACAUUAGGCGAAACUAUCAGGAACAUGGAUGGAGCGAAGACAGCGGCGGAUGCAAUGUGGGAUUUUGUCUUGCAGAAUGAAAAGUAA